AUGGCCUCAGGAGACCAAUUUGUUAACAUCGACUUGCACCCAGCUGGGGCUACAAGAGAGCAGGCAAGAAGACAGCGCAUCGUGAAGUAUUCCGUGCAGGGUAACAAAACCAAGAGAAGUUGCUACCCAAUCGUCAUCUGCAUCUUGGUUAUUAUCAUUGCCCUUCUUGGAUUUUUCAUUGGUUUCCUAUUAAUCCGCCCAGGUAUGAUCGGAAUGCCAUGCUCAACUCAGGUCAAGUCUCCCCAGGCUUCCUCUCCAGUUCAUCUUCAGACCUUCAGUCGUCCAUUUCACAACACCACAACGACUACGCAAUUGACCACGAAGACAAUUCCCAAGACUCAAGCCACAGCCACAGGUCCGCCAAGUGGCAUUGAUCCUGUGGCAAUCGCGACUUGCCUCGGUGUUUUGGAAAAUGCCUGCGCAACGAAUGAUUCACAAACAACCUUCAGCCAAUGCGAUUCAUUGUUUGUGUUCUUCUAUUGUGACUUGACCGACAUGAUGGUGUUUAGAGGUGCAAUGAAGCCCGAUGCUGAUGGAAUGAGUCCAGUCUGCCAGCCAAUGAAGAAGUUUUGUUCGAGAGCUAUCCCAUUGAACAGAAUUCCCCUUGCAGAUGUUAGUCCUUGA
Botrytis byssoidea is the source of this 624-nucleotide messenger RNA. RefSeq lists its product as uncharacterized. The coding region runs from base 1 to 624 and encodes 207 amino acids. The transcript has a single exon. The record is from RefSeq and is a predicted model, not a curated record. NCBI's taxonomy places the organism in Eukaryota, Fungi, Ascomycota, Leotiomycetes, Helotiales, Sclerotiniaceae.